GGUGCCAGGCCCCUGGCUCUGCCGCGCUUCCGGGCGCCGAUCCAGUGAUGAAUUCCCUCCCCAGCUGCUACCAGAAUGCAGAAGGUCUCAGUGCUGCUCUUCCUGGCCUGGGUCUGCUUCCUCUUCUAUGCCGGCAUAUCCCUCUUCACCAGUGGCUUUCUGCUCACCCGUCUGGAGCUCACCAAUCAUAGCAGCUGCCAAGAGCCCCCAGGCCCUGAGCCCCUGCCUUUGGGGCACCGAGGGGAGCCCGGGGCUUGCUGGAUGGCUUCCCGUUUCUCCCGGGUUGUGUUGGUGUUGAUAGAUGCUCUGCGUUUCGACUUUGCCCAGCCCCAAAGUUCACACAUGCCUGGGGAGCCUUCUGCAUCCCUGCCUUUCUUGGGCAAACUGAGUUCCUUGCAGAGGAUCCUGGAGAUUCAGCCCCACCGUGGCCGGCUCUACAGAUCUCAGGUUGACCCUCCCACCACCACCAUGCAGCGCCUCAAGGCCCUCACCACUGGCUCACUGCCUACCUUUAUUGAUGCUGGCAGUAACUUUGCCAGCCACGCCAUAGUGGAAGACAAUCUCAUUAAGCAGCUCACCGGUGCAGGAAGGCGUGUGGUCUUCAUGGGAGAUGAUACCUGGAAAGACCUUUUCCCCGGAGCUUUCUCCCAAGCUUUUUUCUUCCCAUCCUUCAAUGUCAGAGAUCUGCACACAGUGGACAAUGGCAUCCUGGAACACCUCUACCCCACCAUGGACAGUGGUGAAUGGGAUGUGCUGAUUGCUCACUUCCUGGGUGUGGAUCACUGUGGCCACAAGCAUGGCCCUCACCACCCUGAGAUGGCCAAGAAACUUAGCCAAAUGGACCAGGUGAUCCAGGGCCUUGUGGAGCGUCUGGAGAAUGACACACUGCUGGUGGUGGCUGGGGACCACGGGAUGACCAUGAAUGGGGACCAUGGAGGGGACAGUGAGCUGGAGGUCUCGGCUGCACUUUUUCUGUAUAGCCCCACAGCCCUCUUCCCCAGCGUCCCGCCAGAGGAGCCAGAGGUGGUUCCUCAAGUCAGUCUUGUGCCCACACUGGCCCUACUUCUGGGCCUACCUAUUCCAUUUGGGAACAUCGGGGAGGUGAUGACUGAGCUGUUUUCAGGAAACAAGGACUCCCAGCCCCACACUUCUGCUAUGGCCCAAGCCUCAGCUCUCCAUCUCAAUGCCCAGCAGGUGUCCCGAUUUCUUCACACCUACUCAGCCGCUACUCAGGACCUCCAAGUUAAGGAGCUUCAGCGGCUGCAGAGCCUCUUCUCCAAGGCCUCUGCUGACUACCAGAGGCUUCUGCAGAGCCCUCAGGGGGCUGAGGCAGCACUGCAGGCUGUGAUAGCUGAGCUGCAACAGUUCCUGCGGGGAGCUCGGGCCAUGUGCAUCGAGUCUUGGGCUCAGUUUUCUCUGGUCCGCAUGGCAGGGGGUGCCACUCUUUUAGCUGCUGCCUGCUUUUUCUGCCUGCUGGCAUCCCAGUGGGCAACAUCCCAAGGUUUCCCUUUCCACUCUCACAGGUUAUCUGUGGCCUGGGGUCUGGCUGGGACCAUAAUAUAUGCUGGACUUCUGGCAACUGCUGGGCUGAAGCUGGAUCCAGUGGUCCUAGGGGCUGUGGCGGCAGUGGGCUCACUCCUGCCUUUUCUGUGGAAGGCUUGGGCUGGCUGGGGGGCCAGAAGGCCCCUGGCAGCCCUACUUCCCAUCCCUGGGCCUGUCCUACUUCUCCUGCUCAUUCGCUGGGCUGCAUUUUUCUCUGAUAGUUUUGUUAUAGCUGAGGCCAGGGCCACCCCCUUCCUUCUGGGCUCACUCAUCUUGCUCCUCGUUGCCCAACUUCACUGGGAGGGUCAGCUGCUGCCACCUAAGCUGCUUGCAAUACCCCGCCUUGGCCCUUCGACCCCAGCAGUUCCCCCACGGCACAAUGGCAUGCAUGCCCUGGGGCUUGGGGUCGGGUUGCUUUUAUGUACAAGGCUAGCUGGGCUCUUUCAUCGCUGCCCUGAAGAGACACCUGCUUGCCGCUCCUCUCCCUGGCUGAGUCCUCUGGCUACCAUGGUGGGUGGUCGAGCCAAGAAUUUGUGGUAUGGUGCUUGUGUGGGAGCACUGGUGGCCCUGUUAGCUUCUGUGCGCCUGUGGCUUCGCCGCUAUGGUAAUCUCAAGAGCCCCGAGCCCCCUGUGCUCUUUGUGCGCUGGGGGCUGCCCCUCAUGGCCCUGGGUAUUGCUGCCUACUGGGCAUUGGCAUCAGGGGCAGAUGAAGCACCCCCACGUCUCCGGGCCCUGGUUGCUGGGGCAUCAGUUGUGCUGCCUCGGGCUGUGGCAGGGUUGGCCGCUUCAGGUCUCAUGCUGCUGCUCUGGAGGCCUGUGACGGUGCUGGUGAAGGCUGGGAUGGGUGCCCCAAGGACCAGGACUGUCCUCACUCCCUUCUUAGGCCCCCCCACUUCUCAGGCUGACCUGGAUUACGUGGCCCCUCAAAUCUACCGACACAUGCAGGAGGUGUUCCGGGGCCAGUUAGAGAGGAACAACUCUCAGGGCCCCCUGACUGUGGCUGCUUAUCAGUUGGGGAGCGUCUACUCAGCUGCUAUGGUCACGGCCCUCACCCUGUUGGCCUUCCCACUUCUGCUGUUGCAUGCAGAGCGUGUCAGUCUUGUGUUCCUGCUUCUGUUUCUGCAGAGCUUCCUUCUCCUGCAUCUGCUUGCUGCUGGGAUACCCAUCACCACCCCUGGUCCUUUUACUGUGCCAUGGCAGGCGGUUUCUGCUUGGGCCCUCAUGGCCACACAGACCUUCUACUCCACAGGCCACCAGCCUGUCUUUCCAGCCAUCCAUUGGCAUGCAGCCUUCAUAGGAUUCCCAGAAGGUCAUGGCUCCUCCAUCUGGCUGCCUGCUUUUCUGGUGGGAGCCAACACCUUUGCCUCCCACCUACUAUUUGCAGUAGGUUGCCCAUUGCUCCUGCUCUGGCCCUUCCUGUGUGAGAGUCAUGGGCCCCAGAAGAGGCGGCAGACCCCAAGGAAUGAAGCUGAGACCAGAGUCAGGCCUGAGGAGGAGGAGGAGGAGGAGCCACUGAUGGAGAUGCGGCUACGAAAUGCACCUCACCACUUCAGUGCAGCGCUGCUGCAGCUGGGCCUCAAGUACCUCUUUGUCCUUGGUGUUCAGAUUCUGGCCUGUGCCUUGGCAGCCUUCAUCCUCCGCAGACAUCUCAUGGUCUGGAAGGUGUUUGCCCCCAAGUUUAUUUUUGAGGCGGUGGGCUUCAUUGUGAGCAGCGUGGGACUUCUCCUGGGCAUAGCUUUGGUGAUGCGAGUAGAUGGUGCUGUGAGCUCCUGGUUCAAACAGCUAGUUCUGGCCCAGCAGAGGUAGCUUUGGCUGCAGGAGCUGGCUCCUGACCACUGAGAGAGCUGGAGAACAAUAUAGCCUGGCCAGUAUGGAUGCUGGAUCAUCUGCAAGAGAUGCUUUGCUACACCUCUUACCACCAUGCAGCCAGAGGCUGCUGGCAUUUGGGACUUCACUAUUUUAUAAUUCAGACUCACUGACUCCUGUCCCUGACUCAGAUCCCUGACUCCUGUCUUAGAUGCAUGUGAGGGACUGUGAGGUGGUCUCCAAAGUGGAAUAAAAUAAUUACAUAAAUAUGUGUGUCUGAGAUGUGGGGGCACCCCUACUAUUCCCAUAGGGGUUGAGGGGAGGUGAGUCUCCCCUCCAACCAGGCACUGUUGUUUUAUCUAGGCCUGCUACACCUGAGAACCUUUGGGAAAUGGCUGGAGUUAGCUGAUUUCACUGCCCCUACCUCUUCCCAAAUCACUCCUAUUAUCUUACAUGCCAUUUUUCUUUGCCAUGCAACACAUUUUAUUAAGUUCCUAUGCUUUGGCUGAUAACAGAGCUAUGGGGAAGGCUGGAAAGACAAGCCUAGGCAUCAUGGAGCACACAGACUUGAGGGGGAAAAGACUUUUUAUCAUGCAGUGAGGCACUAGUAGGGAGAAUUUCUGUGGGACCAGUUCCCACCUUUAGGUUCUUCCACCUUUUCUCUUGUGGUCCCUUAAUCCUAGUCUCAGCCUCUUCUAGAAGUCCUGGGCAUCAUUAUCCUAAUGCCGUUCCCAAUCAUUAGGGCUUUCAUUAUUACUCCUUUCACUGUCUGAAGCCCCAAAUAGUGCUGUGUCCCCUCCUCUGCUGUGUCCUUUCACUCCAGAACACCCCUUGCCCUUCUGUUCUUCAGAGGCUUCCCUAGCUUCCCAGCCUGUGCUGCCGUUAUUAGACCUACUUGUCCAUCUUAGACAGAAUUCCACCUUGUCCCAUUGAUUAUUCCUGACUUGAAGCCAAAACUGUUAAUCUACUGCUCCUGCCAUGCAGGCUGGCAUGAAACCGUUUUUGAGAUGUCUGUCAAAGGAGUUCAGAAGAGGCUCUGGAGAGCUGGGUUAAGACUAGGGUUUGAGGCUUGAGAGUGCCCAGGGCAGAAGAUGAGACCACUGAAGUAGAGGACAGAUGCUAGAACCGUGGGGCAGCACCUGCCUUUGAACAGGCAGAAGGAAAAAGAAGCCAAGUAGCAGUCACUGCUAUGGUAGCUAAGGGAUGAGUUCAAAUUAAAUUACUAAUGACCAAUAGUCCCAAGUGCUACAGAGGUCAAAUAGAAAGAUGAAGAAAAGUGUGUGCUGUUUCAGGCAGUUAGAGGGUCGGUCAUUGGUGACCCUGGUGGAAACAUUUAAUAAUGCAGGGGGAGAAGUUAGGCCCCAGCUGGUUUGUAAGAAGAAUUAGAAAAAGCCCGCCGCCUGCUCCGUAUCUGCUUCUGGUGGCACAGUUCCC
Trichechus manatus latirostris (Florida manatee) is the source of this 4782-nucleotide messenger RNA. RefSeq names its product phosphatidylinositol glycan anchor biosynthesis class O (gene PIGO). NCBI's taxonomy places the organism in Eukaryota, Metazoa, Chordata, Mammalia, Sirenia, Trichechidae. The coding region runs from base 76 to 3348 and encodes 1090 amino acids. Gene Ontology annotation, molecular function: mannose-ethanolamine phosphotransferase activity. The transcript has 11 exons. Gene Ontology annotation, cellular component: endoplasmic reticulum membrane. The record is from RefSeq and is a predicted model, not a curated record. Gene Ontology annotation, biological process: GPI anchor biosynthetic process.